Neltuma alba is the source of this 2688-nucleotide messenger RNA. RefSeq names its product disease resistance protein At4g27190-like. The record is from RefSeq and is a predicted model, not a curated record. Bases 1 to 2688 code for a protein of 895 amino acids. NCBI's taxonomy places the organism in Eukaryota, Viridiplantae, Streptophyta, Magnoliopsida, Fabales, Fabaceae. Gene Ontology annotation, molecular function: ATP hydrolysis activity; ADP binding. The transcript has a single exon.
AUGGCGGAGGUGGGACUGUCGGUAGCAGCAAAACUUGCUGAAUAUUUGGUGCACCCAACUUUCCAGCAGUUGCAACGUUUGUUUUGUGUCAGAAAAAUCACCAGAAAUGUUGACAUUAGGAAGGAGGAGCUAAUACUGAAGCAAGGGAGAGUGCAGGAACUUGUUCAAGAGGCUAUCAAUAGAACUGAGAGGAUUGAUGAUGAGGUUAACAAGUGGAAGAAUGAUGUGAAAAGCCUCAUAGCAGAGGUGGAGAAAUUAGAGGAAGGACUAAAGGCUAACCAUGGCUGCCUUCGAGGGUGGUGCCCUACUUGGAAGAGAUAUUGUCUCUGCAAAAAGUUGGCUAAGACUGCCCAAAGGAUGAUUGAUCUAAAUACAAAGAGUGACUGCUUCAGUUCAUUUUCCCAUCCUGUUAUUAUUCCAGAUAUAGAUUAUCACUCUCCUCAAAACUUUAAGCUCUUCAACUCUACACAAAAGGCUUUUGAUCAGCUGUGUGAGGCACUGCGAGAUGAUGGUAGCUCCAUAAUUGGGCUAUGGGGCAUGGGAGGGUCAGGGAAAACCACCCUGGUGAAAGAAGUGGGAAAGAAAGCCAAAGAGUUACAGAUCUUUGAUCGAGUUGUGCUUACUACAAUUUCUCAAAGCCCAAAUGUAAGAAAAAUUCAAGGUGAAAUUGCUGACACGUUGGGGCUCAAAUUAAGUGAAGAAUCUGAAAUAGGUAGAGCAAAAAGAAUAGCACUAAGAUUGCAAAGUGGAGAACGAAUUUUGAUAAUACUGGAUGAUGUAUGGGCCAUGUUGGAUCUUGAGGAUAUAGGGAUUCUCACUGGAGGAAAUCAUCAAAGAAGUUGCAAAGUUGUCCUGACCACACGUCGUCUAGAGGUAUGUAACUUGAUGGAAUGCCAAAAGAUGAUUCAACUUCAUUUGCUAAAAGAAGAUGAAGCUUGGACUUUGUUUCAAACUCAUGCUAGGGUUGAUGAUGUCGCUAAAGAAGUUGUGGUUCAUGAAAUUGCCAUGGAAUGUAAGGGCCUACCUAUAGCUAUUGUAGCUAUGGGAACUUGCUUGAGAGGAAAAGGAGUUGAUGAGAUGAAUGUAGCGUUGUGUCGGUUGAGGAAUGCAAAGCCAAACAAUGUGGAUAAAGGUGUUAGGGACGCUUUUGCUUGUCUUGAAUUAAGCUCUGAUUAUUUAGCGACCCCAAAAGCUAAGUUGUUGUUGUUAAUGUGUGCCAUGUUUCCUGAAGAUCAUGGCAUUGUUGUUGAAGAUCUCUUGAGGUAUGGAGUGGGGUUAGGCUUAUGCAAAGAUGCGGACUCGUUUGAAACAGCAAGGAGUCAAGUUAGAGCAACUAUAAAUUAUCUCAUUGACUCCUCAUUCUUGAUGCGUUUUUGGAAGUUCAACAUGUAUACACAAGAAUAUGUGACAAUGCAUGAUGUGGUUCGUGACUUUGCUUUGUGGAAAGCAUCUGAAGAGGAUCGCACCAUUAUGGUGAAUUGUACAAAAGAAUUAAACAAAUUGAUUACUGAUGAAGCGAUAAAAGAUUGUUAUGCCGUAUCUUCAUGGUAUCACAACAAUGAAUUAUUUCAAUUUCCUUCUCAUUUAGAUGCUCCGAAGCUUGAGUUUCUAUUAUUACGCUCAAUAAAACCCUUGGAUAUAUCACAUACAUCAUUUGAAGGCACCAAAGGACUCAAGGCUUUGAUUAUUAUGUGCAAAUAUGAGGCUAGGGUUGAACUACAACCUCAAUCAAUCCAAUGGUUGUCUAAUCUUCAAACUUUGAGAUUGCAGUAUUGGGAUUUACAUGACAUCUCUUUUGUGUUAAGUCUUACAAGACUUGAAAUUCUUGACCUACAAGGUAGUAAAUUUGAAAGAAUGCCAAAUGGAAUUGAAAAAUUAAACAAGUUAAAGUUGUUAGAUUUGUCGAGUUGCACAAUAGAUGAAUGUUGUUAUGAAGCAAUAGGAAGGUGUUUGGAGUUAGAAGAGUUGUAUGUUUCCAAACAUUUUCCCCACUCAAAAAAUGCAAAUUGCUAUCAAUACCUUGCGGACCCUGCUGCUUUGAUGAAAUUGAGGAGGUAUAAGUUAGAAAUUGGGGAGCAUGGCAUAGGCUUCGCAUCUCAAAAUGAAGAAGACGCAAGAUCUUUGCACUUGGGUCAAUUAAAUAUCUCAAUUUUAGGUGCAAGAAUCAAAGACCUUGCACAAAGAGCAACUGUUAUUAAAUUUUAUGAGCUUAAGAGAGGCAGCAAAAUAUUCAUGCCUGAUAUUGCCCAAGUUGUAGGAGGCACAAAUGAGCUAACUAAACUCCAUCUUGAAAGGUGUUCAGAGAUAGAAUGCAUUACCAAUGAAACUACUCUUCAUGAAGAUGCAGUUGUCCCCAGAUUGGAUGAGUUAGUGCUAAGAGACAUGGAUAAUCUUAAACAACUACAUCGUGGGCCUUCUCCUUUCAGCUUGUUCCAAAAGUUGAAAAGGCUAAGUAUAUUCAAUUGCCCUCAAUUGCUCUACAUAUACCCUGCUGAUUGCAACUUAGGCAAUCUCAAGUUUCUCAAUAUUUCCAGUUGUCCAAUGUUGACAUCUCUCUUCCCUGUCUCUACCGCAUGCACUUUGUUAUCCUUAGAGAACCUUCAAAUAGAAGGUUGCAGUGAAUUGAUGCAUGUACUAGAGGGAGAGGGUGGUGGUGAUGCAUGGGAGAAUUCAAGAGUCCCAGAAUAA